Messenger RNA from Pelodiscus sinensis (Chinese soft-shelled turtle), 7284 nucleotides. The record is from RefSeq and is a predicted model, not a curated record. NCBI's taxonomy places the organism in Eukaryota, Metazoa, Chordata, Testudines, Trionychidae.
CCACCCGGGAGGCCAAGUGUGCCUAUGUUAUCAUCCUCAUGGCCGUUUACUGGUGCACAGAAGUCAUCCCUUUGGCUGUCACAUCUCUCCUGCCUGCUAUAUUGUUUCCUAUGUUUGGAAUUUUGGAGUCUAAAAAGGUGUGUAUGCAGUACUUGAAGGACACCAACAUGCUGUUUGUUGGGGGGCUGAUUGUGGCAGUAGCCGUGGAACACUGGAAUUUGCACAGACGCAUUGCACUGAGGGUCCUGCUGAUUGUCGGAGUGAAGCCCCCACGCCUGAUGCUGGGCUUUAUGGGCGUCACCGCCUUCUUGUCUAUGUGGAUAAGCAACACGGCCACGACCGCCAUGAUGGUCCCUAUCGUCCAGGCUGUCUUGGAUCAGAUGAACAGCACAGAGCAGAACCUGGUGAUUAUGGACCCACAGAUGGGGCAAGUGAAUUCAGCGCCUGAGCUAGAGGAGAGGCAGGUCCUUGGUAACGGACACAUUCGUGAUGAGCCCAAAGCUCCUGGUGCCGGGGAAUUUAAUAAGCACAUCAUGAAGGGGAUGACACUGUGUGUGUGCUAUGCUGCUAGUAUUGGAGGAACCGCGACGCUCACAGGAACGGGGCCAAACCUGGUUUUUAAAGGCCAGAUGGACCAGUUGUUCCCCCAAAAUGACGAUAUCGUGAAUUUUGCUUCCUGGUUUGGAUUUGCAUUUCCUAAUAUGAUUCUGAUGUUGAUUAUAUCUUGGUUGUGGCUCCAGUUAUCAUUCAUGGGGUUCAAUUUUAAAAAAACAUGGGGCUGUGGGAUUGAAAGAACAGAAAAAGAGAAAUCUGCUUUCAACGUGCUCAAGGACGAGUACCAGAAACUAGGCCCUGUCUCAUUUGCUGAAUUCAGUGUCCUUAUGCUCUUCUUUCUGCUUGUUCUUCUGUGGUUUACCAGAGCUCCCGGCUUCGUUCCUGGCUGGGCCACUUUCCUCUUCAAUAAAGAUAAAGAGUAUGUUACUGAUGCCACCGUAGCUCUCUUUGUUGCACUACUACUGUUCAUAGUUCCUGCCACUAAACCCAAGUUCAACUGCUUUAGUCAAAAUAGAGUUAACCCUGAACAUAACAAAGAAGCAUUCCAUGCUCUGCUUUUAUCAUUUCAGCCCUUUUUCCCAGCCCCGCUGCUGGACUGGAAGGUGGUUCAGAAGAAGCUGCCCUGGAACAUUGUGCUGCUGCUAGGGGGAGGAUUCGCCUUGGCCAGUGGAAGCGAUGCUUCUGGUCUGUCGAAAUGGCUGGGGAAUCAGAUGAUCCCAUUGCAUGCUAUUCCACCCUGGGCCAUUGCAGUGAUCGUUACACUUGUUGUCGCAACCUUCACCGAAUGCACCAGCAAUGUAGCUACGGCCACCCUCUUUCUACCUGUCUUUGCGUCCUUGUCACAGUCAAUCAAAGUCAAUCCUUUGUACAUCAUGAUCCCUUGUACGCUCAGUGCCUCUUUUGCCUUUAUGCUCCCAGUGGGGACACCUCCAAACGCGAUAGUAUUUUCCUAUGGUCACCUCCGCGUUGCAGACAUGGCAAAAUCUGGAAUAGUGAUGAACAUUAUCGGAAUCAUCUGCGUCACUUUGGCCAUCAACACCUGGGGACGUCCCAUGUUCACCUUGGACACGUUCCCAUCCUGGGCCAAUACCACGGCUGGACAGUGAGGAGUAAAGAAUUUAUCAGCAGACCCAAAGGAAUCCUAGUACUGUUUCUUCCUUGCCCCACAUCCUGCCUAGAGCCUUAUAAGCACCUCAGAUGCUGCAUUAGGAUGAAUGCAACAUUUUGAGUUCUAAAUAUCAGGUCAGCUACAAAUCAACUCAUUCCAGCAGAGACUGAGCCACAUGUGCUGCAUCUGCACUGCAGUCCGGGGAGAGCCGUCCCUAUUGUGCCUGUGAUCUCUGUGGGUCUCCACACAAGACAGGAAUGUAGCUCAAGCUUUGAUUUAUCUUUUUUAUAUGAAGGAGAGGCGGCGCUGCAAUGAGUGGCUUGAACCUCCAUGAAACUAGUGAGCACUUGGACUGAGCAUGCCAACUGUCAUUUGGAGGCUACUGCAGGACUGGUCCAUGCUCAGCAAUGUCGGGAGAACAAUUCCUUCGGAAUACAGAGCCAGCAGUGUUCUCUGAACCCUGGUCUUCCCUUCCAAACCUUUGCACAUUAGCACACAGCUGGGAAGGGUCUGGCUGACUAAUACCAAGCUGAGAGACCAGGUCUCGGCAGUCACGCCAGGCUGAGCUUUGGUCAGUUUCACGUUGUUGCCCGUUGCACUCAGGAUUCAACAGAGCAAGUAUUUUAUUAGACAACGUGGAAGUGAUCAGCAUGGGCAGCCCAACUUUCAGGUGUAUUCAAACCUCCUAGAUUAACCCCUUAAGUGCCCACCCUGCAUACUGUGAGUUAACUCUUUAAUUCUGGGUUGAAGACAAGUCCUGAAAGACCAGCCCUUCAGUGGGAACAGACUUUGAACUUGUAUCAAAAUAUAGCAAUAAUCAGAAAGUGAAUUUACAGCUAUUUGUGGGAUGGAUCCUGAAAUCCUUACACAUGGAUCCCUGUGCCAAAGGGCUCCAAUAGCUGGGCCAAGGGGCUCCAAAUGGCUGCUUUGUUUGAUACAGGUCUGACUACAGUCCUGUGUGUAAAGUGUUUUGUAGCACCUGGAAUAGCACCAUGAUUUCUCUCAGUUUUUCUGGAUCAACUGGUGGCAGACAGCUACAAAAGUGUCUGGCAAUGCUUCUGUGGAAAGGUUUUAUUUAGCCUUUGGGGGCUAAAUUAAUGAAAGCCAUAACCCCACAGUUUAGUGGAAUGACCACAGGCCUGGGUGCCAGGCACCUCCUAAGUUCUGUUCCCAGACUCAAUAUGUAGCCUUGACUACAUGGUCACAUAAUCACUAAACCACUCUGUGCCUCAGUUUCCCAGCUUCAAAAUGAGGAUAACGCUACUUACCUACCUCACAGGGGUGUUGUGAGGCUUAAGAGCCCAACUCCUGCAGCCCUAAGAGGUCAGCUUGGAAAAGGGCUUCAGGAUUUGGCCCCAAUGUAACAAAUUAAUGCACAUAAGAUGUUAAAUGUUGUUAUGCUUUUUCUUUAUAGAACUGGGAAAAUAAUUAUUGCUUUGCCUUUAAAAGCAAAGACAAUAUUUAUCUGCAAAAACCUCUAGUGAAGAGCGAGAGGUAUGUCCUAAAGGAAAACCCUGUUUCAUAAUUAUUUAAAUUCAUUGUGUAAGGUCCUGAUCCUGUAAGGUGCUGAGCACCAUCCCCCCCAUUGACUCUGGUGAGAGUUGCACUUGGGCUCUCCAAGGGAUAUACUCAUUCUCUCAGGUAGGCUUGUCCUGGAGUUUCCAGGAAUUAGAGAGAAAUCUUAAAGAGAUCUUAUGUCAUGGGUUAAAACCUCCACGAAUAUGUCCAAGCAGAAAUGGCAACCCUAGUCUCAGGUUUAAAGAGUUUGUACUUUGGCCAAAAGCCCAAUACAGUGUGGGUGGCCCCCUCCCUAUUACUGCAGGGGAAGGACAAAGUUCAUCAGCAAUUGGGUUUUCUGGCUGAUGAACUUCAUCUAACAAGCUACAACUGUCAGUGUGUUAAGGAAGAUCCCAAACCAAGCAAGAGCUGUUAUAGUUGUGGGCAUCUGAUGAACACUUGCCUACACAGAGAAACACAAUGGCUGUGUCUACAUUGGCAAGUUAUUCCAGAAAAUCAGCUGCUUUUCCGGAAAAACUUGCCAGCUGUCUACACUGGCCGCUUGAAUUUCCGGAAAAGCACUGACGAAUGUAAAAUCAUCAGUGCUUUUCCAGAAAAACUAUGCUGCUCCCGUUCGGGCAAAAGUCUUUUUCCGGAAAACUGUUCCGGAAAAGGGCCAGUGUAGACAGCACAGUAGUGUUUUCCGCAAAAAAAGCCCCAAUCGCGAAAAUGACGAUCGGGGCUUUUUUGCGGAAAAGUGCAUCUAGAUUGGCCACGGACGCUUUUCCAGGAAAAGUGCUUUUCCGGAAAAGCGUCCUGCCAAUCUAGACGCACUUUUCUGGAAACAUGUUUAACGGAAAACCUUUUCCAUUAAAAGCAUUUCCGGAAAAUCAUGCCAGUGUAGACGUAGCCAAUGAAAUCAAUGGGUAUGCAUUACAUACCGUGUUCAGCUGCUUGUGUAAAUCCCACUAGACAUCUCUCCACGUCUUUUGUAGGGUGACCGGAUGUCCAGGUUUAAUAAGGACAGUCUUGAUGCUUGAGGCUUUUUCAUCUAUAUGAGCCUAUUACGCCCAAACCUGGCCCCAUUUUCACCCUUGCUAUCCAGUUACCAUAACCUUUGGUGCCUAAAUCUCUUUGUAAAUCUGGCCCAAUGUGCUGCCCUGAGAUGCUGAUUGCCCUUGACUCCCAGUGCCUUUUAGGAAGUGAUCCAAGGGCCUCUUUGCGGGAGAGUAAUGACUCACAAGUCUCCUUUUUAACUGGUGGGAUUAGAGCUGGGUGAAACUUUCCAGUCGAUAACACCCAAACUUGUAGCAGAUUUGUUCCAUGAUUUUCAAUGCGAAUCAUUUCAAGUAUUCAGUUUGGAACAAUUUUUCCUUUCCAGAUUUUGCUUUCUUUUAUUUAAAAAAAAUCAAUAAAAUUCAGAAGAGUUUAAAAAAUGGACAAAAUUAAAUCAAAAGCUUUUCUUCCAUCCAAAAUAUUUUUCAUGGCUUUUCAGAACUUUCCAUUGAACUGAAAAUAAUCAUUUUAUUCAUCCCGCUGUAGCUGGGAUGUGAAAUCAGGGUGCACUAGGGCUAUGUCUACACUGCCAUGGUUUUUUUUUUUGGCAGAAGAUAUGCAAAUUGUGCUCUCAUUUGCAUAUCUUCUGCUGAAAAAAAAUGACAGUGUAGAUGUAGCCUCGGAUGCCAUGGCAGGUUCUUAUUUUUCCUGUCUAAAUUAACUUAAUUAAAAACUUUCCACUUCAAAGUAGGUUUCUCAGAAGGCCCUUAAUUUAGGCGUUCCCCAGCUCUGUGAGCAGGAAGAGUAACCUUGGGGGAAUUUUCAUAAGAUGAGGAAACAACAUUGUUAUUUGAGUUGUCGUGUCAGUCAGGAGAUCUUUUUCUCGUAUUGCUGCAAAAGUGGAAUUUGAACUUUAUUUUCCUAUGUGGGCAUAUAAGAUAUUUUAUUAUUGGCAGGAGAAGAGAGGCAUAUAGGUGUGAAAAGAAAGAACCUGGUUUCAAAGGGUUUGUGUCCUUUUGUUGUAAUUAUUGAGUCCUCUUCAUACAUGUCCUUUAAAUAUCAGGUUUUUCCUUCUAAGGCAGCUUAACUGGAAACAUCACAGGAUGUGAACCUGCCAAAACAAGCGGGUGAAUUCCAUCUUCUAUCCAGCAGAGAUUGUUUUCCUUAUUACCCAACACAGGGCAUGAUGACUUUGCAUGACACCAGUGAAGGGCAACCUAGGCUAGUGAGUGGGCUUCAUGUGUGAUCCUCCAUCAUCUUAGUGAGCUGUAAGAUUAACCUAGCCAUGGUAGCCUCCCCAGAUAGUUAAAUUUGCUAACUGUGCUUGCGUACUUAGAAUUUGUGGGGCGUUCCCGGUGAACCGCAGCAGCACUUUGAUUGGAUGCAGAGGGAGUGCAAGUCAGUCAGUAUAGAGUGCAAUCAGCACGCACCUCACUUCACAAGCCUUUCCUGAAGGUCUGUGUCUCUUUAGUAAUACCGAUAGGAAAAAACCACAGAGAAGGAAAGUAGCAGAAUCUGGCAACCCUGCCCAUGGGCAACGGUAAAGAAACUAUCUCGCGAACUGCAUGUAGAGCCCCGAUGGACCGCAUGUGGCCUUUGAGUUGCAGACUGCCUAUCCCUAUGUUACACUCUGUUGCAUUAUGCUGUAUGCUGGUGUCGCUGCACUCAAGCCAGUGAAGGUGUGGUUUGUGGGAAGGGAGCAGAAGAAGAAUCCCAGGCUUUGCUGAAGUGAGGAUUUCAAGGGGUGCUGGCAGACCGUGUUAGCUAACACUCACUAAAAAGCUAUGUACAUAAAGCAGUGUAGACUUGAACAUAUGCUAAACUGGUCACAUUACAGCCAAGCCCCUAGAUGGAGCUUAAAAUGGGAGGAAUUGCCUCAGAUGGACGAGUAACCCUAAUUGUUGAAUGCAAAGCUUAGACGAAUGCUCUGGUGCAGAUGUCAAGGCUGCCUUUUCUCCUUCAGGCAGCAAGUUUACACUGCUCUGAGCAGCUGUAUGGGGAAGGAAUUUUUGUUUUAUUUCCGUGGAGCAAUACCUUGUUCCACAAGCAGUGCCAUUCAUUUCAAUGAGCUUCUGCCAUAGAGUGAGGAACUAUCUCCGCCAAGCAUAGAUGUCAGAAUCUGGCCUUUAAGGAAGAACUAGCCUUGUACAAUGUAUCCUGUGUAAAUGGCACAAACAGGCUUUUCUUCAGCUUCAAUCAUGCGUAUCGUCCUGUACCAGUGCCUUGAGUAAAUAUAGGUUGGCAAUGCAAGGGGAAUUGCACUCUGUUUGUCAGUGCUAGAUUAUGUCUGCUGCUAGCAUUUCUAGGUACACACUGUUAUAGAUAUUCAUAUUGGGAACAUUUCUUCUUAGUCCAUCUUACAAUGUUCAGGCUUUAGCUCAAGUGCUGCUAUUGGAGUUGAUGGUCUUAUAUGUCUGGUUCCCAUGCUGGGUAGGGUAACCAGCCUUUUCCCUCCUGCAGCAGGCUCAUUUCCCAAAUGGUUGGCCAGGGACAUUAAGGGUGCAUCUACACAGCAGGGCUUAAGUCGAAAUAAGCUUUUCAAAUUGAGCUACGUCAAUUGUGUAGCUUAUUUCAAAAUAGCGAGUGUCUACACAGCACUUAUUUCGAAACAGAGCACUCUUCCUCUGGCUUCCCUUACUCCUCGUACAAUGAAGGUUACAGGAGUCAGAGUAAGAAGUCCUCCAACUUGACAUUAUUUCAACAUUAUUUUGAAAUAACUGCCUGCUGUGUCAACGCAGACCAUGUUAUUUCAAAAUAAUGUUGCUGUGUACACGUACCCUAAGAAAGGAUGUGGCAGCGUCAGUGUUUUCAGGGCUGUGCAGAGAGUAGUGCUCUCUCCAGGGCUAGAACACCGACCAGGUCCUGUUACCACGUGCUACUAGAGCCUGGGUCUUUGAGCUCAGUUCAAUGGCAGGUGAAAAGCUGGCUGGCACAACACUUCUGGUGUUCACUUUUAGGAGAAAAUCCAGUGCUCUCUUUUUUGAAAGCCAUCUUGUAGGACAGAGUUGGCACUACCCUGCUUUUAUGUCCAUGGAACUAUGGGUGUUCAAGGUUCUUCUUCAUGGACACUGAGCAGCUAAUACUGCUUCCUACUGACUAGGGGUACGUCUGCACUAUCACCCUAGUUC